AUGAUGCGCCGCUCUCUUCAAUUAGACGAAGUUGUAGAUGUUGACAAUACAGGAAAGAUCAUCGGUAUACCCGAGAUCAACGUAGAUAGGUCCGGGGGGCAAAAUGACUACUUGGAAGGCGUGAAUGGAAGUUUAGGAGAGGUCGCGCCGUGGAUGGAAUCACCACCAUCUCCAUUGACACCUCCGCCAACAAAACGUGGAUUCGGAUUGUCAGUGGCCGCAUUGGGGUCGAAAGUCUCAUUCUCUUCACUGCGUCAAGACAAAGACCCGAAUUACAUGCACUCCCAUCACGGCUCAGAGUCAACGCUCGCCUUCCCUUAUCUUCGUUCGACCACCUCAUUAUCUCAAUCACUUACUUCCGAGCAAGAGCAAUCAUUACGAAAAGCCAAAUCAUCUUUGUUUCUUCACAAUGCCAAAGCAUCGACUUCGAACGUUCCUGGACCCUCUGCACCCCCGUCUUCGGCAGGUGUGGCAAAAUCAAUGUUAUUGCCGUUCAUGCGAAAGAGGAGCAAGAGUCGUCUGAGAGCUAAGACUCUCGAAAACGACGGACGCGACCGAGAGCAUCCGAGUCUGAGGCCAAAAACGCCGCCGUUGCCGGAAUUUCCUGCGUAUGCAAGCUCUGUGACAUUGAACAUGGUUGCGGAAAAUGGACAGGUGAUUGGAAAUGGGAAGAAGAAGGCUGUGGGUGGGGUGUCACAUCCUCGCCGAUGGAAGGAUAAAGAAAAAGAUAGGGAUAGAAGCUACGGAGAUUUUGGUGACCAUGCACCUGUUCCGCCUCCAAAAGACGGCGAAGUCGUGAUGAGACUUGAUACGAAUUUAGAUCGAAUGGAGGGUAUUGUUGAUACCAGCAUUCUCAGCACUGGUACAUCAACAAUGGGAAUUUUGCCUAGCAAAGGCUCUUCGAUACACACCCUAAGUCAGAGUAUCUCUGAUGAUAGGCACUCCCAGCAUUCACAACAGUCCUCGACAAACACUCAAUACAAUAACCUUGGACCUAUUUCGCAUUCCGAAUUCCACAAUCCAUUUUCUUCCUUCUCCUCCCAAAGUACGGCUGCAACCUCCUCCUCCUCGUUUAUAUCACAUCCUUCUCUUUCGCCUUAUUCUCCUCCGACCUCCGUCUCUCCUCCUCCUCCACGCGGUUCUUCCCUCGCGCAUAUUAACAACGUUGUGGACAGGAAAAUCUCUCCCCGGACCAUUGUCCCGAACCAGCAACAGCACAAUAAGUUCCGAGAAGGCCUGCAGCCUGGAUUGAAUGUGAUGAUUCCCCCCACGUCAACUAAUGGCUUACACGGUGGCGUAGACAGCGUCAACGGAUUACACAGAAAUGACGGUUCUAAUGCUAUCGUUGCACCCAAGGCUCAACCCCCCGUCAGCACGCAUCCGUCUGAUAAUGACGCGCCUCCCCCUGACUCCCCUUCGUGGGUUCCUCCUCAAUCCUGGGACGUUCAGUUCUUGGACGAAGGCGAGCAUGAAGCUGAGGAUGAAUACUACUCUUCUUCCGAAGAUAGCUUGCUGCACAAUCUUUCAGGAAGUAUAGGGAGUAGGAACGUAGGAUCCGGAGGCAGGGGGACUGUAGGCGGAGGAAGACCGUUAGAAUUUGCUAGGCCAAGUCGGGGUGAACUUGACGACGAUGACGAAGAUGAUGACUUGUCUGCGGUUCGUACUGGUGUAGGAGGUCUUAGUGGCGUGGAUGAGCAUGGGCGGCGUAUUGAACGGCAACCCCCUGGUAGCGUUGCGUCGAUUCGGUCGUUCUCUACAAACACUUCUCGCUAUGGCUCCGGCACCACAUCUGCUUACAACCCCCCAUCUAUGGCCGGUUCCAUUACUUCGAUAAACUCCUACUCCAACCUGAAUGGGGGGAGGAAAGAGUCUAGUUAUAGUCAUAAGAAGGGUCGAAAACUCAUUCCUCAUCCGAGGAAGAAUAGUAAAGGCGACGAGACUAACCAUAUCUACGGCGAUAAUACGUUGGGAUCAAAACGUGAAGUCAACCUCAGUCUAGCUUCACUCAAUUCGUCACUGAACCAACGACGGCCAUCUCACCCUCUAUAUACCUCAUCAUCUCGACAAUACCUCCCCCAUCCCCGCCUCCAAUCCAUAGAUUCUAAGAAUGUUCAAACUCAAUCUUCCCAAGAUGGGCUACCCGAAUCAUCGUCUCGAUUCAAAAUUCGAAUUCACAGGGUGAACAACACCUACCAUGUCGUGUCUUGUGGUUUCAACAUCACUGUUGCCCAGCUGACUCCAAAGUUGAAUGCAAAAUUACUGUCCGGAGAAGAACGGGAAACGCACAAGUUGUACUUAAAGGAGCGAGGACGAGAGCGUAUUCUCACACAGACAGAACGCCCCGCCGAUAUAGUCCGCAGGCGCCUUGAACAGGCCGGAUAUGACGUGAGCGAUGGUCUUGAGCUUCUGGGUGGUGAAGCUGGUGAAGGAUUGUCGUUCUUGUUGAAAUUCGUUUAUAAGAGUCAGUUCUUGGGGCCUAACGAACAAAAUCUCGCCAUCGAAGAUUUUGAACGUGUAGACCUCUCUGGCCGCUCCCUCCGCACCAUUCCUGUCGCCUUGCAUCAGCACGCCGAUCAGAUCACCUCCUUGUCGCUCUCCCGCAAUCCUAUGCUCGACCUUCCUCUCGAUUUCAUCCAAGCUACCUCUCACUCUCUGACAGAACUUCGCUUAUCGCACAUGGCACUCAAAAAAGUUCCUACAAAUAUCCAGUUCGCAGUCUCCCUCACACGCUUGGAUCUGAGUUCCAAUAGAAUAGGAGAUCUCGACGAUGCAUAUUUAGAGAAGAUUCCUGGGCUGAAAUCGUUGAAGGUGCAAAACAAUCGUAUGGAGAAGUUACCUUGGCAUUUUCCGCGGUUGCGAAGUUUGACGACGCUUAACAUAUCUAACAACAAGUUCCGCGUUCUUCCUGCCGUAAUUUGCCAACUUGAAUCCCUACGCGACCUCGACAUUUCCUUCAACACCAUCUCCGAACUUCCCGAAGAACUCGGUCUUCUUCGCAACCUUGAACACCUCAUCAUGGUAGGAAACCAGAUUACCUCUAUUCCUCCCACUGCCUCUUCUCUGGGUUCGCUUCGUAGGCUGGAUUGCAGGCGAAAUCUAAUCGGGGAUUUAGCGGUGAUCGGGAUGUUGCCGAAAUUGGAAAAGCUGAGCGCAGAUCAUAACAGGUUAAAUGGGGUAGAAUUGUCCUUGGGACCGAAUUUAAGUACUAUUGAUGCAGGAUAUAACGAAAUCACCGAAAUCCGUGUCGUCGCGAGUCCAGUAGGCCACCCAAAACCUUAUACCGCCCUCUUUUCCCUCGAUGUCUCUCACGCGAAACUGUCUUCAAUAUCUGCUUCAGCGCUCUCCUCCCUUCCUUCCCUUCGUACACUUAAGCUCUCCCAUAACAACAUUAAAGUACUUCCUCCAUCGUUGGGAGACCUUGAUUAUCUAGAGGUACUCGAAUGUGCGGAUAAUCUACUCGAGAGACUUCCACAGGGUAUUGGCAGGCUUCGGAGACUCGAAGUACUAGACGUUCAUGAAAAUAAUCUGACGGAACUUCCGGGGGAGCUUUGGGCAUGUAUGAGCUUGGGGAAGCUCAAUGCCACUAGCAAUCUAAUCGAGAAAUGGGACGCACCCAGCGCACCUCCACCACCGACAUCACAGAAUGGAGAUACGUCAAGUUCUGACAACGCAACAAGGAUUUCCACGAUUGAUUUGCAUAUGCAUCCUUUUCCUGAUCGUAAAAGUUCAGCCUCCUCUCUUAGCGAUCCAUUUUCUUCUCCUUCUCGCCUUCCAAACCUUGCCUACGCCUUGGAAAAACUUUACCUCGGCGAAAAUCAGCUCUCUGCAGAAUCACUCGGCUUCCUAUCAUUAUUCCAAAAAUUAAAGGUGCUUAAUCUUUCGUUCAAUCUGAUUCAAGAGUUACCCCCUGGAUUUUUCAAAAAUUUUCUUUCCGAAAUACCUUUUACGGCUUCUCCAUCUCCGCAGCAACAGCCACAAACAUUCCAAAAGUCUUCCCUCGAAGAGCUUUAUCUCAGCGGAAACAAGUUGACAACUCUUCCGACAGAAGAUUUAGCUCGGAUGACUAGGUUAGGUACACUGUUCUUGAAUGGGAAUCGAUUACAGACUCUACCACAAGAGCUGGGUAAAGUGCAAAGUCUGACAAUAUUGGACGUGGGCAGUAAUCUCCUGAAGUAUAAUAUUUACAACUGGGAAUUCGAUUGGAACUGGAAUUUCAACAAAAACCUGAAAUACCUGAACCUCUCUGGAAACAAGCGCCUUCAGAUUAGAUCCAACAACACUAAACUAGGCCCUGGUGGAUCUAGACACAGUAAAAUGCCAGAUACUGCAGCCAAAUCUAGAACCCUUGACGGCCCACUUACCUCUAAAACACCUGCAGACAAGGGUCCCUCCAGCGCCGACAUUCAACAACAAUCCCUCGGCGGUUUCACCAAUCUUUCCCAGCUGCGCGUACUUGGCCUUAUGGACGUCACGAUCACCACCACUGGUCAAUCAGUCAUUCCCGACGAGCACGAAGACCGACGCGUGCGUACUUCAGAAAGCACUGUGUGUGGAAUGGCGUAUGGUAUCGCUGAUACUCUUGGACGGAAUGAUCAUCUUAACAUGCUGGACCUCGUGCACGAAUUUCCUUCUUCCUCAUCCGCCCUCCGGAAAAACGAAGCAAUCUUCGCGAUCUUUGGCCGAAGUCAGCCGCCGAAAGCCAUGCCGGCGGGGAUCAGUGGCAAUAGAAUUGCAAAAUUUUUGAGAGAUAAUUUUGUCAAUGUAUUCAAUACUCAGUUGGCGGGGCUGAAGCGGGAAAAGGCAGAGGGCGUACCGGAUGCUCUGAGGAGAAGUUUCCUGAAAAUCAAUCAGAACCUGCAUGAUCUAUUGUUUUCGAAUCGAAAUAAAACCCUGCAGACGAUGCAGGCCUCGUCCGGUGGUUCCGCCCCCAGCCCGGACCUUCUUGUUUCGAGGGGCGGAGCGUCAGGUGUGGUGCUAUAUUUUUGUGGAGAGACGAUGUACGUCGCGAAUGCCGGUAACGCACUUGCUGUUGUCUCGAGAGGAGGUUACCCCGAACCCGUUUCACGCAAACACGACCCUUAUGACCGCCUCGAAAUGUCGAGGAUUCGAGCCGCGGAAGGAUGGAUAUCCCCUGCUGGGCUAGUCAACGAUGAGAUCGACAUCAGCCGCUCCUUUGGAUUUUUCCAUCUCCUUCCCGUCGUCAAUGCUCGACCAGAUAUAUUCGUAUGGGAGCUCUCGGAGCUGGAUGAGUUUGUCAUCGUCGCCAAUAGGGGCUUAUGGGAUUUCGUCUCGUACAAGACCGCCGUCGAUAUCGCGAGGAGGGAACGUGGGGACCCGAUGCUUGCCGCCCAAAAACUAAGAGAUUUCGCGAUAAGCUAUGGGGCAGAUGGAAGUACAAUGAUCAUGGUGAUCUCUGUCUCGGAUUUGUUCAGGAGAGACGAAGCAAGAAGCCGGGAAGGCUCAAUCGUAGAUCCUCAACCAUUCAAGACACCCAAGGCGGUAAUCACCGAUCGUGGUCUGUCGAGGCUUCAAGACGAAGUUUCGGCACCGACAGGUCAUCUGGCUUUAGUAUUCACUGACAUUCGGAAUUCAACACAUUUGUGGGAUGUAAAUCGGGGGAUGAACACCGCGUGGAGGUUGCACAACACCCUUCUUCGGCGUAAGCUUAGGUUCUGUGGCGGAUACGAGGUCAAGACUGAAGGUGAUGCUUUCAUGUGCGCUUUCCCUACGACAAUGGCGGCAGUCUGGUGGUCCCUUGCAGUGCAGAUGGAGUUGCUUGAGCAAGAUUGGCCAUUAGAAAUACUUGAAUGCGAAGACGGAAAGCCGAUAUAUGAUUUUGACAAUCGACUUAUCGCUCAAGGCCUUUCCGUCCGUAUGGGCAUUCAUUGUGGAUCGCCCCUUUGCGAAGUUGAUCCAGUCAACCACCGGAUGGACUAUUUUGGCCCUAUGGUCAAUCGUUCUGCGCGAAUUAACUCGAGUGCGGCCGGAGGGCAAAUAAUGUGCAGCGAAGAAGUCAUUCGAGAGAUUAGAGCAAAGCUGUAUAAUGGUCCGUCGACACCGCAGUCAGAUAGCCAACCGCUGGAGGCUAUUGACAACGUCCGAAGACUAGGAUUGUCAAUCAUCGAAGUAGGGGCGGUCAAACUUAAAGGACUCGAGUUACCCGAACAACUCUCGCUUAUCUACCCUGGUCACCUUGUCGCUCGACAUAAUAUGCGCGAAGUCGUCGCAGAUCCGGAUGCAUCCGGGUCAAGAGUUCAAUUCAGCGUCUCGCAGAUUCGUCAGCUGGGAUUGGUGUGCCUUCGACUCGAAUCCCUCGCAACGUCCCGCGUUUUCAAGGAAAUAGGCGAGCGGAAGAGUUCAAUACAGACCGUUAACCUGAGUGUUGAGAACGACCAUGACGAAGAAGAGGACCCGCUUUACAUCUACGGAGAUCCGAAUUUAUUGUUGCCGCCGUUGGAUGAGAAGGCGUCGUCUGACAGGGAUAUGACACUCGUGCUGGAUGCAUUAUCGGGAAGGAUUGAGAAUGCGGUAGCUAAGAUCAAGGAGAAGGCGCUCGUCAACUCGGUCAAGGAUUCACUAAUUUCUGCGAUGGGGAAUACAAGAGGUUGCCUCGAUGAGCGGACGUUGCAGUCAUUGUUAGAUAUUAUUAAGGGUCUUUAA
This is a messenger RNA of Lentinula edodes (shiitake mushroom), 6660 nucleotides long. RefSeq lists its product as uncharacterized. NCBI's taxonomy places the organism in Eukaryota, Fungi, Basidiomycota, Agaricomycetes, Agaricales, Omphalotaceae. Gene Ontology annotation, biological process: cyclic nucleotide biosynthetic process; intracellular signal transduction. The record is from RefSeq and is a predicted model, not a curated record. The coding region runs from base 1 to 6660 and encodes 2219 amino acids. The transcript is spliced from 5 exons. Gene Ontology annotation, molecular function: protein binding.